UUUACUCUUGACUCUGCUAAACCAGACAAACCACACACAAAUUUGGUUGCGGCUCUCAGAUUCUCCCAGCGACUCUCCAAUUUCUUCUUCCUCUACAAAACACAACACAACACAACACUCUCAGACUGAGACUUGUUGCUUUUGUUUUCUUGUUGAUUGUGUCUUUCUACCUAUCAUGAUUAUGCUUCCAGAUUUCAAUUCAGAACUUUCAGGAUCACUUUGACAGUUUGACUUGUCCAGUAUCAACUUUUGGUCGUACGAUUGCGAGUUCUUCCAUUGAAGUUAGAUGGCCUCUAGAAUCCCAUCUCAUCAGCUUAGCAAUGGCCUUUAUGUAUCAGGGCGGCCUGAGCAGCCCAAAGAAAGGACUCCAACGAUGACCUCAACAGCCGUGCCAUAUACUGGCGGAGAUAUAAAAAGGUCUGGCGAAUUGGGGAAAAUGUUUGAUAUUCCUACUGAUGGCUCUAAAUCUAGGAAAUCUGGACCCUUAACAGGUGCUCCUUCACGGACAGGAUCUUUUGGAGGAGCUGGUUCACAUUCUGGACCAAUCCAGCCGAAUGCUGCUGCUCGGGCUGCCUAUACUACUUCAGGUCCCAUGACUUCUGGUGGUAUGCCAGGUUCGACUUCAACAAAGAAAUCAAAUUCUGGACCACUGAAUAAACAUGGAGAACCUCUUAAAAAGUCUUCUGGUCCUCAGUCUGGUGGAGUAACGCGUCAAAAUUCUGGACCUCUUGCUCCUAUUCUUCCUACAACUGGUCUCAUUACAUCUGGGCCAAUCUCAUCUGGCCCGUUAAACUCUUCUGGGGCCCCUCGGAAAGUGUCUGGUCCUUUGGAAACAACGGGUUCAAUGAAGCUGCAAGGUUCUGCUGCUGUUCACAAUCAAGCUGUCACUGUUCUUAGUCAGGAUAAUGAGUAUUCCUUCAGAAGGAAUUUCCCAAAGGCGAUGUUGUGGUUAUUAAUUCUGCUUUUUGUAAUGGGUUUCAUUGCUGGUGGUUUUAUUCUUGGAGCAGUGCACAAUGCCAUUCUCCUUGUUGUGGUCGUGGUUCUGUUUGGCCUUGUUGCUGCGUCUUUCACAUGGAAUACUUAUUGGGGAAGAAGAGCUAUUAUGGGCUUCAUUACUCAUUAUCCAGACUCUGAGCUUAGAACUGCAAAAAAUGGGCAAUUUGUGAAGGUCUCAGGGGUUGUUACCUGCGGUAAUGUGCCUCUGGAGUCAUCUUUCCAGAAAAUCCCCAGAUGUGUAUACACGUCAACAAGUUUAUAUGAAUAUCGUGGGUGGGACUCAAAAGCUGCCAAUCCUACACACCGUCAAUUUACAUGGGGCCUUAGAUAUUUGGAAAGGCGUCUGGUUGACUUUUACAUCUCGGAUUUCCAGUCCGGUUUAAGGGCAUUGGUUAAGACUGGGCAUGGAGCAAGAGUGACCCCUUACGUCGACGACUCUGUUCUCAUCAGUGUAAAUCCAACCAAAGAAGAGUUGUCACCAGAGUUCCUCCGGUGGUUGGGGGAGAGAAAUCUAUCAAGUGAUGACCGCACCAUGCGGUUGGAAGAAGGGUACAUUAAAGAAGGAAGCACAGUAAGUGUAAUGGGGGUUGUUCAGAGGAAUGAGAAUGUCCUUAUGAUUGUCCCUCCGCCAGAGCCUAUCACUAUGGGUUGCCAGUGGACCAAAUGUAUCUUUCCAGCUAGCCUUGAGGGUAUAGUUUUACGAUGCGAGGACAUGUCGAAGAAUGAUGUGAUACCGGUUUAACGCUAAGUGCAAUGUGUAGGAUCAUCUAGUUGUUGCUCCUAGAUAGUAUUCUUUUCCCCUCUAUUAUUAGUGGUGGUGGAAUAUCAUAUUGACAGAUUAUUUUAGAUUAAAAUGGCAAAGCUGUGUGUUUAUUUUUUCUCCCUUUUAAUUGCUGUAUAGUUCUUGUUGGUUUGGUGUUCUUUCUAGGGUUUGUAAACUUUGGUAACGUUUGGUGCAGUGAAAAUUCUUGCAUGUAUGGGCAGAUUGUGAUUAUGCUAGCAUUCUAUAUAGAAUACAAACUUUAUGCUGUUUGCAAA
Lotus japonicus is the source of this 2034-nucleotide messenger RNA. RefSeq lists its product as uncharacterized. Bases 287 to 1738 code for a protein of 483 amino acids. The record is from RefSeq and is a predicted model, not a curated record. The transcript is spliced from 5 exons. Lineage: Eukaryota; Viridiplantae; Streptophyta; Magnoliopsida; Fabales; Fabaceae.